AUGGCCACAAAGGCUUGGAUUAUAAGAGAACCUCUUGCAGAGUUUAUACCAUCUCAACAGUCUAUCGGAGAAUCAUCUAAUCCCCAACAAUCUGACAUAGUUAUUGCUGAAGGCAAUUACCAAACAGACUAUUAUGAAACAGAUGGAGAUGAAAGUUUGGAAUUUGAUGUGGAGCCAGAAGAUGAAGUUACAAGAAGGAGAAGUAGGUAUCCAAGGUACGAUCCUAAUUGUAUUGUGCCUGUGUUUACUACAUCUAUGAUGUUUGAUGAUGGUAGACAAUUCAAAGAUGCUGUCAAAAAGCAUUCAGUGGUCGAGCGUAGAGAGAUAAAAUUUGUCAAGAAUGAAAAGAAAUUUGUUAGGGCAAAAUAUGUCUAUGUAAAUUGUCCUUGGAAGAUUUCUGCAUCUUUUGAUGUUAGAACUGGAUCAUUCCAUGUGAAGGCUUACCAUGAAGAGCAUACUUGUAGCAUUAGUUUCACUAAUAAGAGGGUCACAAGUUCUUGGUUGGCGGAUCACUAUUUUAGUACACUUAGAGCAAUGCCAACUAUAAAAACCAUUGCUUUUAAGGAACUUAUUAAGGAGCAGUUGGGCUUAAAUGUAACUAUAGAUCAAUGCAAAAAAGUGAAACUGCUUGCCUUUAAAGUUUUGAUGGGAAAUUAUAGGAAGGAAUAUUCAAAGUUAUGGGAUUAUGUGGAGGAGCUAAGAGAGACAAAUCCUGGGAGUACUGUUACAUUGAAGGUUGAAAAGCCUGACAUGCAUUCUAAAGCAUUAUUUGAGAGAAUGUACAUAUGCUUUGCUGCAUGUAAGAAAGGAUUUCUUGAUGGAUGCAGAAAAGUUGUGGGGUUAGAUGGCUGUUUUUUAAAGGGAAUUUGUAAAUGGGAGAUAUUGUGUGCUGUUGGAAGAGAUGCAAACGACCAAAUGUUCCCAAUUGCAUGGGCAAUUGUGAGAGUUGAAAGUGGAGACACUUGGACUUGGUUUUUGACAAGUUUGAUGUAUGACCUCGAUAUGAUAGGCACAUAUGGACAAGGUUGGGUUAUAAUUAGUGACAAGCAAAAGGGCCUUCUUCAAGCCGUGGUGAACUUGUUGCCUUUAGCUGAGCAUAGAAUGUGUGCUAGACACAUUUAUGCUAAUUGGGACCAAAGGUAUAAGGGAAUACAAAUGCAAAGACUAUUUUGGCAAUGUGCUAAGAGCAAUACUAUGGUGGAGUUUGAUGAACACACACAGGCAUUGAAGAAAAUCAGUCCUGCUACGUAUCAUGACUUGAUUCAAACAGAGCCAAAGCACUGGAGCAGGGCUUUCUUUACUACUGAGGUUAAAUGCGACAUUGUCGAUAACAAUUUAUGUGAAGCAUUCAACGGAAGAAUUAUUGAUGCUAGGUGUAAGUGUAUUUAUAGUAUGUUAGAAGAGAUGAGAAUAAUGAUCAUGACAAUGAUGCAUACACAGAGGGAUGCCUGUGCUCGAUGGAGAAUGGAUUGUGGUCCAAGAAUCAUUAAAAAGUUGGAAGAAAAUAGAGUCGGCGCAACUUAUUGCCAUGUGAUAUGGAAUGGCGAUGCUGGAUAUGAGGUGUUGGAUAAGGGUAUUAAGUACGUAGUUGAUGUGUCCAAGAGAAAUUGUACUUGCAGGAGGUGA
This is a messenger RNA of Eucalyptus grandis, 1626 nucleotides long. RefSeq lists its product as uncharacterized. Lineage: Eukaryota; Viridiplantae; Streptophyta; Magnoliopsida; Myrtales; Myrtaceae. The record is from RefSeq and is a predicted model, not a curated record. The transcript has 2 exons. The coding region runs from base 1 to 1626 and encodes 541 amino acids.